Molecule: messenger RNA, 2126 nt
Organism: Oreochromis niloticus (Nile tilapia)
Lineage: Eukaryota; Metazoa; Chordata; Actinopteri; Cichliformes; Cichlidae
Product: GATA zinc finger domain-containing protein 14-like
Exons: 6
Coding region: 1-1941 (646 amino acids)
Source: RefSeq, a predicted model, not a curated record
AUGACAAGUGCGACUCUAACCACGUCAACUGCGGGACCAGCCACAACAACUGGGAACUGCGACUCCAACCACAAUGGUUGCGGCUCCAACAACAACAACUGCAGGACCAUCCACAACAACUGCGAGACAAUCCACGAUAACAGGACCAACCACAACAACUGUGGGACAAACAACCACAACAGGUGCACCACUCAGAACCACUGCAGCAUCAACAACAACGACAGCUGCGGCCUCAACCACAACAUUUGCGACUCCAACAACGACUGCAGCUGGACCAUCCACUACAGAAGCAUCAACAACCACCACUGCAACACCAACAACCACAACAACUGCACCAACCAGAACCACUGCGACAUCAAAAACCACAACAACUGCACCAACCACAACCACUGCGACAUCCAAAACCACGACAACUGCAGGUCCAACCACAACAGUUGCUGCUCCAACAAUGACAACUGCUGGACCAUCCAUGACAGCAGCACCAACCACCACAACUGGGGCACCAACAACCACAAAAGCCAAUCCAACCACAACAGUUGCGGCUCCAAUAACAACAACUGCAGGACCAUCCACAACAACUGCGGGACAAUCCACGAUAGCAGAACCAACCACAACAACUGGACAAUCCACGAUAGCAGGACCAACCACAACAACUGUGGGACAAACAACCACAACAGGUGCACCUCUCACAACCACUGCGGCAUCAACAACAACGACAACUGCGGCUUCAACCACAACAUUUGCGACUCCAACAACGACUGCAGCUGGACCAUCCACUACAGAAGCACCAACAACCACCGCUGCAGCACCAACAACCACAAACUCUGCUCCAAACACAACAGCUGCCACUUCAACAACAACAACAACUGCUGGACCAUCUACUACAGCAGCACCAACAACCACCACUGCAACACCAACAAUCACAACAACUGCAGGACCAACCAGAACCACUGCGACAUCAAAAACCACAACAACUGCACCAACCACAACCACUGCGACAUCCAAAACCACGACAACUGCAGGUCCAACCACAACAGUUGCUGCUCCAACAAUGACAACUGCUGGACCAUCCACGACAGCAGCACCAACCACCACAACUGGGGCACCAACAACCACAAAAGCCAAUCCAACCACAACAGUUGCGGCUCCAACAACAACAACUGCAGGACCAUCCACAACAACUGCGGGACAAUCCACGAUAGCAGGACCAACCACAACAACUGUGGGACAAACAACCACAACAGGUGCACCACUCACAACCACUGCGGCAUCAACAACAAUGACAACUGCGGCUCCAACCACAACAUUUGCGACUCCAACAACGACUGCAGCUGGACCCUCCACUACAGAAGCACCAACAACCACCGCUGCAGCACCAACAACCACAAACUCUGCUCCAAACACAACAGCUGCCACUUCAACAACAACAACAACUGCUGGACCAUCUACUACAGCAGCAUCAACAACCACCACUGCAACACCAACAACCACAACAACUGCACCAACCAGAACCACUGCGACAUCAAAACUCACAUCAACUGCACCAACCACAACCACUGCGACAUCCAAAACCACGACAACUGCAGGUCCAACCACAACAGUUGCUGCUCCAACAACGACAACUGCAGGACCAUUCACAACAGCAGCAACCACAACAGCUGCCACUUCAACAACAACAACCGUUCCAACCACGACAACAGCUGUACCAACCCCGACCACUGCCACACCAAAGACCACAACAGCCGCUGGAGCCCUUCAGUGUCAAACCUGCAUAGAUCAGAUGUGUUCAAGCACAGCACUAAAAACAUGUUCUUCAGAGACGAUGUGUAUUACAGCUACUAUUUUAGCUUCCUCAUCUGGAACUACGGCAAUGCAAAUCUACAAGGCAUGUGCAUCUUCCUCCCUGUGUCCAGCUACGGGCUCUCAGACAUUUUCAGUUAACUUGGGUAAUCAAAGUGCUCUUGCAUCUGCCACGUGCUGCAAAACAGAUAGCUGCAACUCAAAAACUCUGGCUGCCCCUAAUCCUCAGUCACAUAAUGGCCGACUAUGUAAUGUUUGUUCCACCCCUUUGUGCAACACUCCAUUACAGUGUCAGGGAGUGGAGGAACAAUGCAUUCAAUCCAUCA